UUCGCCUCGGCUGAGCUGCGGCUCUCUAGCCUCUAGCCUCACCCGGGCCACGAGGCAGGCUCUACUCGCACGGCAUGGAGAAGGACGACGACGAGGAGGGCAACGACAACGACGACGACUCUAACGAGCACGCGGGCGACGAGGACGACGCAGGGGGGGGGAGGCCGCGGCCGCACCAGGAGCGGCGUGCCUCGCGGGAAGCGGCCGACGCGCGGCCGCCCGCGCGGGGGAUGGAGCUCACGCUACUCGGCCCCCGGCGACGCGCCCUGCUGCUCGGAGAAGCCGCAGGCCUGCGGCGAGUUCGCGCGCGCUCGCGCGAACAGCGCGGCACGAGAAGGCGGGUCCAAGAACGAACUUCCCGAGGCAACGACGAAAAGCGACGGCCGAGGACCGAAAUGAAUGGGCCCACAGAGUAAAGCGGUGGCCGCGGCGAACGACGG
Molecule: messenger RNA, 440 nt
Organism: Prorocentrum cordatum
Lineage: Eukaryota; Dinophyceae; Prorocentrales; Prorocentraceae
Source: the annotation of a GenBank genome assembly